This is a messenger RNA of Trichosporon asahii var. asahii CBS 2479, 1407 nucleotides long. RefSeq lists its product as uncharacterized. The record is from RefSeq and is a predicted model, not a curated record. The transcript has a single exon. NCBI's taxonomy places the organism in Eukaryota, Fungi, Basidiomycota, Tremellomycetes, Trichosporonales, Trichosporonaceae. The coding region runs from base 1 to 1407 and encodes 468 amino acids.
AUGACGCUGCCCUACGCCUCCUACCCCGACAUAGUCGAGGACAUCCUCCGCCUCUCAGGCAGACACACCCUGCUCACAGCGCGGGGUACCUGCUCGACACUGCGAGACUGGGUCGACCGCGUCCUGACCGGCGAAACGCUCUUCUUCCGCUCGGUCGGUGGGCAGAUCGUAGUCUCCUCGCAACAGGGCGUAUGGGAGCCCGAUCUCCCGCCGCUACGAAACUGGCCCUCGCCUACCCGAACUACAUCCCGCAGUCCCAGCCGAAGCCGCGAAAGCAGCCGAACGAGGAGUCCUAGACGACACCGCAGCCCCUCUCCUUGGCGGCGGUACGUGCCCGCAAACCCGAGCGCCGUCGACCCGCCGGCUCCCGCCUCGCCCGCCGAGCCGGACGAGGAGCGCCUGCCGUGCUUUCACCCCACGGGCUCGCCUUCGGCUCGCGCAAAGGGUGUUUCGAGAGCCAAGGUUAUCGUGCUAGUCGACGUCCCCCCCUCGCCCGGACUUGAUGCAGUCCUGAGCCAUGCACCGGGGACUGCGCACAUCGUGAUCCUGCACGCGCAGCACGCGCCCGCGCCCGCGUACUCUAUUCCGAAAGUGAGCAAGCUCACGAUGAGCGUCACGCCGAACUGUCUCUGCGGGGCGCGACUGGGGAUCAAGGAAGUCGGGAAGAGAUGGGCGCGGCGGGCGCCUGCUUCUCUUCUGCCGUCUGAUGUCGAGGGCGUUGGUGGAGGAGCGGCUUGGUGGAAAGAGGGUCGGGUGAAUGGAGCAAAGGGGGGCUUGAACGACGGAGGCGGCGUGACGCCUGAACUGAGGCAUAGUGCGCAGACUGUGCAUGUGAGGUUGACGAGACUCAUUGCGGACCCGAUCCUGGCCCGCGCGUCCUACUCCCAGCUUUGUGCUGGACUCUCCGGCGCUCUGGGGCCAGAGACGACCGAGCUCGUACUGGAGCAGCAAGGCGUCAUGCCCGAACCGUUCUGGAAUCCCGCCUGUCUGAUUCCUCUGCCACCCCCGUCCCUCUCGAGGGCUCUCACCCCCAAGCCACCGCCCAUCUCUCCCUUAUCCCCGUCCUCGCCCAACUUCCCCCUAGACCCGGCGUCGAGCACCGACCCGCCCCCGGCUCUCAAGCUCAAGCGCGUGGAGAUCCUCGCCCGCGCCCUGCCCGAUUUUGAAGUCAGGAGUCUCGUCGAGCGCCUCCGUGCGCGCAUGCGCCGGACGGCAAGCCAGACAGAGGACCAUGCCGAGCUGCGGCGGCGCUUCGCGGCCUACCUCGGCCUGCCGAUCGAGAGCGUGCGGGCGCGAGAACUGCCCCGCUGCGAAUGGAAGAGGUUGCACGGGCAGCCGGCAGAGCCCUCGGGUCGAUGCGGGCACUGUGCCCCGCUCGCCUCGGGUCUGGAGGGUAUUCUCGUGUAA